Molecule: messenger RNA, 1858 nt
Organism: Thamnophis sirtalis
Lineage: Eukaryota; Metazoa; Chordata; Lepidosauria; Squamata; Natricidae
Source: RefSeq, a predicted model, not a curated record
CUGUCUCCAGGUGUCAGGAAGCAAGAAUCACGGCUCCUCUCCUCUCCGGCGGAAAGGUGAGGAUCCCUGAUUCAGUUUCUCGGCCGGACCGAAAGCUGCUCUGCCGUGAAGGAAAGACCGUCACGGAGCCCCUCCUCCAUCCGAGUCCCUUCCGCCACAGAAUUCCAAGGGCCCUCCCGGAGCCACUGCUGCCAUCCAUGACUGCUGUACCACCCUGCCGGAAGCGAUGCCCGUGCCGUUCGGCCCAGCUAUUGGUCGGACUGCUGUGCAGCCUGGCUAUCCUCUUGGUUCUCAGCUUCCUGGCCACCAGCCGCCAGGAGGAGCUGCUCUCACGCGCGCUGCCCGGGACGGGGGAGCGAUACAUAGAACCCCUGCUCCUGCCGCCACCCAACGCCUUCCCACUGUCCCCAUCGCCCUGUGCCCUGACUGCCCCCUGGCUACUGGUGCUAGUGGCCAGCGCAACUGGGCAUGCGGCCCGGCGGGCGGCGGUACGACGCAGCUGGGGGGGUACAAGGCUGGCAGGGGGGCACAACAUGCGCACAGUCUUCAUACUGGGGCUGCCUGGGGAUGUGGCGCAACAGGCAGCACUGGAGCGUGAGUCGGCUGAGCACGGUGACCUGUUGCAGGCGCGUUUCAUCGACACCUACGCAAACCUAACCCUGAAGACGCUGGCGAUGUUGGGCUGGGCCACCACCCGCUGCCCCACUGCCCGCUUCCUGCUCAAGGCUGACGAUGAUGUCAUCCUCAACCUACCUGCCCUGGCACGAUACCUGGAGCGGCUGGCCGGCCCACCCGCUGUCUAUCUGGGCCAGGUGUACUCACACGUGAAACCCAUCCGCAACCCACACAGCCGGCACUACCUGCCCACCUCACUCUAUCCGGAACCCACCUUCCCGCCCUACUGCAGCGGCACCGCCUACGUUCUCUCUGCCUCUGCCGCUGCCGCUGUCCUGCUUGCUGCCCGCCAGCUGCCGCUGCUGCCCAUAGAGGAUGUGUUUGUGGCACUAUGUACCCGCCACGCUGGCAUUGCCCCGCGUCACUUGGACUAUCUGGCCGGGGCUACCCACUACCCGUCUGAUGCCUGCUGCUACCGUGAGGUGCUCUUCAGUGUGCACGAGGUGCCGCCUGAGGAAAUGCUGUCCAUGUGGGAGGCAGGCGAGCACCCGUGCACCGCCUGGCAGCGCUUCCUGGGCCUGAUCCGCUGCAAGGUACUGGCCUGGCUGGCCGCGAAGGACGCCCCGUGACCGAUUUCCUGCUCAUCCCCCAAGGACCAUGGGAGAAACAGGCCUAGAGCCCCCCACCCGGGACCCUCCGUCUGGCCAUGGACGAGCAAAGGAACUGAUUGGCCGGUGGAAGAACCACCAGGAGCUCCGCCCGCCUGGAUGCUGAGCUUCCCUCUUGGGAGUUCAGGCCGAGGCUCUUCCAGCGGUGGGAGUGCCAGGCUGCCCUCCUUGAUUCUCUGGCCGACGUGGGCCUUGGAGCUGAAAAACCGAAGGAAGGAUGAAGGGGCCCGCCUGGUCAGUAUGUUUUUAGGGGUGGGGUCAUUCCUCCCUGAUUGGGGUGCCAUCCUCCCUUGGGCACCGGGAGGUCAAAGUGGGCUUUUCACAGCCUUGGCAGCAACACGGUAGAUGUUGAUCUCCUGGAAAGGUGGGUUUGAGACUUUGCUACUUGUCAGCACCUCUCCAUUUAUUAAUUAGGAAAGAAAGACCACGAAACUCCAUGCGUGGAAAUCAAGUGUACUUUUACUAAUUAAGAAUGGUUAAAAGGCAAAGCGUAGCAAAAUCUGAUUAAUUAGGCGCGAAAGCAAUUGAUAUAUAGAAUACCCCAUUCCCCACCCCUUGGCAUCACAGUUACAGUC